CGGCCCUGAGGCGAGGAGGAGAGCAGCCAAGAUGGCGGCGCGCAGAGCGGGCGGCGGCGGCGCCUGAAGCCGAGCGGGAGCCAGAGCCAGAGGCAGGGAGCCGCCAUGGAGAGCGAGGAGGAGCAGCAGCACAUGACGACGCUGCUGUGCAUGGGCUUCUCGGACGCGGCCGCCAUCCGCAGGGCCCUCCGCCUGGCCAAGAACGACAUCAACGAGGCCGUGGCGCUGCUCACCAACGAGCGGCCCGGGCUCCACUAUGAACCCAUGGACAGCGGAGGAGGAGGAGGAGGAGGAGGCACCACCACCUCCUCCACCACCACCGUCCCCAGCACCACCAACAGCACUCUCCCAGGAGGAGGAGGGGGAGGCAAUAGCGGGCCCGGAGGAGGAGGAGGCCCUCGAGGCGGAGGGGACGGCUCCGGCGGCGGCGGCGGCGGUAGCAGCACCGGAGGCUUCGACCCGCCCCCUGCUUACCAUGAAGUGGUGGAGAACGAGCAGAAAAAUGAUGAAAAUGGGAACUGCUCCGGAGAAAGCAUUGAGUUUCCUACAACUAAUCUUUAUGAACUGGAGAGCAGAGUAUUAACAGACCAUUGGUCAAUCCCAUAUAAACGAGAAGAAUCUCUUGGCAAAUGUUUAAUUGCAUCUACCUAUCUUGCAAGGCUAGGGCUUUCUGAUUCUGAUGAAAACUGCAGAAGAUUUAUGGACAGAUGUAUGCCUGAAGCUUUUAAAAAGCUGUUGACAUCAAGUGCUGUUCAUAAAUGGGGUACGGAAAUCCAUGAAGGAAUCUACAACAUGUUGAUGCUGCUAGUAGAUCUGGCUGCAGAGCGACUAAAGCAGGAUCCAAUUCCUGUUGGUCUUCUGGCUGUGCUUACAAUGGCCCUUAAUCCUGAUAAUGAGUACCAUUUCAAGAAUCGAAUGAAAAUUUGCCAAAGAAACUGGGCAGAAGUGUUUGGGGAAGGAAAUAUGUAUGCUGUCUCACCCAUUUCCACUUUCCAGAAGGAACCACAUGGAUGGCUAGUAGACUUAGUGAACAGGUUCGCAGAAUUAGGCGGGUUUUCUGCAAUUCAGUCUAAACUUCAUUCAGAAGAUAUUGAACUUGGGGCAGUCUCUUCACUGGUACAGCCUUUAGGAGUUUGUGCAGAAUAUCUCAACUCUUCAGUAGUACAGCCCAUGCUGGAUCCAGUAAUUCACAAUAUGAUUAAAUAUGUACAGAAUGUUGAAGAGAAAGAUCUGAAGGACAAGAGGCUGGUCAGUAUCCCUGAACUCUUGUCUGCCAUCAAGCUCCUGUGUAUGCAUUUUCAACCUGAUUUAGUAACAGUUGUGGAUGACUUGCGAUUAGAUAUCCUAUUGCGUAUGUUGAAAUCACCACACUUCAGUGCAAAAAUGAACUCUCUCAAAGAAGUAACAAAACUUAUUGAAGACAGCACAGUUUCCAAAUCAGUAAAGAAUGCAAUAGAUCCAGAUCGAUUACUAAACUGGCUGGUAGAAAAUUCUGUCUUAUCAAUUGCAUUAGAAGGUAACAUCGACCAAGCACAAUAUUGUGAUCGUAUAAAAGGAAUUAUUGAGUUGUUGGGCAGCAAACUAUCCUUAGAUGAGCUGACAAAAAUUUGGCGAAUACAGUCAGGACAGCCAUCAACUGUGAUAGAGAACAUCCAUAGUAUUAUUGCUGCAGCAGCUGUGAAGUUCAGUUCAGAACAGCUCAGUCAUCUUUUUGUCCUUAUUCAAAAGAGUUGGGAAUCUGAAAGUGAUAGAGUGAGACAGAAGCUCUUAAGUUUGAUAGGACGUAUUGGCCGGGAAGCACGAGUAGAUACAACCACUGGAAAGGUUCUUGAGGUUCUGUGGGACUUAGCUCAUCUUCCAACAUUACCUAGCAGUUUAAUUCAACAGGCCUUGGAGGAGCACUUGACAAUCCUCAGCGAUGCAUAUGCAGUGAAGGAAGCAAUAAAACGAAGCUAUAUCAUCAAAUGCAUAGAAGAUAUUAAGAGGUCAUCACAGCAUCAUAAUCCCCAGUUUGUAUGGGUAGUACCAGCUUUACGUCAGCUCCACGAAAUUACCCGUUCAUUUAUUAAGCAAACCUACCAAAAACAAGAUAAGAGCAUUAUUCAGGAUUUGAAGAAAAAUUUUGAGAUUGUGAAAUUGGUGACAGGAAGCUUGAUAGCAUGCCACAGAUUGGCUGCUUCAGUGGCAAGUCCUGGAGGCCUUUCUGGAGCAACAUUAGUUGAUGGUCGAUACACAUAUAGAGAGUACUUGGAGGCACAUCUCAAAUUUCUGGCAUUUUUCCUUCAAGAAGCAACACUUUAUUUAGGAUGGAAUCGUGCUCGAGAAAUCUGGGAAUGCCUUGUAACCGGCCAAGAUGUUUGUGAACUAGAUCGAGAGAUGUGUUUUGAAUGGUUUACAAAAGGACAGCAUGAUCUUGAGAGUGAUGUGCAACAGCAACUUUUUAAGGAAAAAAUUCUUAAAUUAGAGUCCUAUGAAAUCACUAUGAAUGGUUUUGGUUUGUUUAAGACCUUUUUUGAAAAUGUGAACCUCUGUGAUCAUCGGUUGAAGCGACAAGGAACCCAGCUGCAUGUAGAAAAACUGGAACUGAUUGGAAUGGAUUUCAUUUGGAAAAUUGCAAUGGAAUCACCUGAUGAAGAAAUAGCUAAUGAAGCCAUCCAGCUAAUAAUAAACUACAGUUACAUUAAUCUAAAUCCAAGAUUGAAAAAGGAUUCUGUGUCACUCCAUAAGAAGUUUAUUGCUGAUUGUUACACAAGAUUAGAGGCAGCCAGUUCAGCACUUGGUGGGCCAACAUUGACACAUGCUGUUACCAGAGCUACCAAAAUGCUAACAGCAACUGCAAUGCCUACUGUGGCAACAUCAGUACAGUCUCCCUACAGGUCAACGAAACUCAUAAUAAUUGAGAGAUUGCUACUGUUGGCAGAACGCUACGUCAUCACUAUAGAGGAUCUUUAUUCUGUUCCACGUACUAUUCUACCUCAUGGUGCUUCCUUUCAUGGACAUCUGUUAACACUUAAUGUUACAUAUGAGUCUACCAAAGAUACCUUCACAGUAGAGGCUCAUAGCAAUGAAACAAUAGGAAGUGUCAGAUGGAAGAUAGCAAAGCUGCUGAGUGCUCCUGUGGAUAACAUACAGAUAUUUGCAAAUGAUAGUUUGUUAACAGUGCAUAAAGAUCAAAAGCUUCUUCACCAGCUAGGCUUCUCUGAUGAACAAACACUUACUGUAAAGACAUUGGGAAGUGGAACACCAUCAGCAAGCUCUGCAGAUUCCUCCACAAGCUCCAGCAACAGUAGUAGUGUCUUCAGUUCAUCAUAUGCAAUGGAACAGGAAAAAUCCCUCCCUGGAGUAGUGAUGGCUCUCGUGUGUAAUGUAUUUGACAUGCUUUACCAGCUUGCUAACCUCGAGGAGCCAAGGAUUACUUUGAGAGUACGAAGGCUUCUUCUGCUGAUUCCUACUGAUCCAGCUAUUCAAGAAGCUCUUGAUCAGCUAGAUUCUCUGGGACGAAAGAAAACAUUAUUGUCUGAAUCAAACUCUCAGUCUUCAAAAUCUCCAUCAUUGUCUACAAAGCAUCAACAUCAGCUGAGUGCUACAUCAAUACUCGAAAGUCUUUUCAGGUCUUUUGCUCCAGGAAUGUCUACAUUUAGAGUACUUUAUAAUCUUGAGGUCCUGAGUUCCAAGCUAAUGCCUACAGCAGAUGAUGAAAUGGCAAGAAACUGUGCCAAAUCUUUUUGUGAAAAUUUCCUCAGAGCUGGUGGCUUGAGUUUGGUAGUAAAUGUCAUGCAGAGAGACUCCAUCCCAUCAGAGGUCGACUAUGAAACAAGGCAGGGGGUGUAUUCAAUCUGUCUGCAGCUGGCAAGGUUUUUGCUGGUUGGCCAAACAAUGCCUAGCUUAUUUGAUGAGGAUCUUGCUAAAUAUGGAGUGGAAACAUUGUCUUCACGUCCAUUCCGUAAUGUGAGUCGACAAACCAGCAGACAGAUGUCAAUUUGUGGAACUCCAGAGAAGUCCUCCUAUCGCCAGCUAUCUGUCUCAGACAGGUCCUCCAUUAGAGUAGAGGAAAUCAUUCCUGCUGCACGGGUUGCAAUACGGACAAUGGAAGCAAAUGAUUUCACAUCUACAGUUGCUUGCUUCAUGAGGUUGUCAUGGGCUGCUGCUGCAGGCCGUCUUGACUUGGUGGGGAGCAGUCAGCCUAUAAAAGAAAGUAACACGCUCUUUCCUGUUGGAAUCCGUAAUCGGCUUAGCAGCUCAGGGAGUAAUUGCAGUUCAGGAAGUGAAGGAGAACCAACAGCUCUGCAUGCUGGGAUCUGUGUGAGGCAGCAUUCUGUAUCCACCAAAGAUGCACUCAUUGCUGGAGAGGCCUUGUCUCUCUUAGUUACUUGUCUGCAACUCCGUAGCCAGCAACUUGGUUCUUUCUACAACCUCCCUUGUGUUGCUGACUUCAUCAUAGACAUAUUGCUUGGCUCACCAAGUGCUGAGAUUCGUCGUGUUGCCUGUGACCAGUUAUAUACCCUCAGUCAGACAGAUACCUCUGCUUAUCCUGAUGUACAGAAACCAAAUCAAUUUCUCUUGAGUGUUAUCCUUACUGCUCAGCUGCCCCUUUGGUCACCUACCAGCAUCAUGAGAGGAAUCAACCAGAGACUUUUGUCCCAGUGUACAGAAUACUUUGACCUUAGAUGCCAGCUACUGGAUGAUCUCACAUCUUCUGAAAUGGAACAGUUAAAGAUUAGCCCAGCCGCCAUGUUAGAAGAUGAAAUCACGUGGUUGGAUAAUUUUGAACCUACCCGUGCAGCUGAGUGUGAAACCAGUGAAGCUGACAAUGUGUUAUUGGCAGGGCAUUUGCGGCUGAUAAAGACUCUCCUUUCACUUUGUGGGACAGAAAAGGAAAUGCUAGGUUCAUCUUUGAUCAAACCAUUACUGGAUGACUUUCUCUUCCGAGCCUCUAGGAUUAUCCUGAACAGCCAUUCUCCAGUUGGCAGUGUUGCAAUUACUCAACAAGAUUUUCACCCAAAAUGCAGCACAGUAAAUAGCCGAUUAGCAGCAUAUGAAGUCUUGGUAAUGUUGGCUGAUAGUUCACCUUCAAAUCUUCAGCUUAUCACAAAAGAACUGCUUUCUAUGCAUCACCAGGCUGAUCCAGCUCAUUCCAAGGAGUUUGAUUAUCUCCCACCUGUAGAUGGUCAUUCCAUUUCAGGAUUUGUGGGCCUGAAAAAUGGUGGAGCUACGUGUUACAUGAAUGCAGUCUUCCAGCAACUUUAUAUGCAACCAGGACUUCCAGAGGCAUUACUUUCAAUUGAUGAUGACAUGGACAAUCCUGAUGACAGUGUAUUCUAUCAAGUUCAGUCUCUCUUUGGUCAUCUAAUGGAAAGCAAGCUGCAGUAUUAUAUACCUGAAAAUUUCUGGAAGAUCUUCAAAAUGUGGAACAAGGAGCUUUAUGUGCGUGAACAACAAGAUGCUUAUGAGUUUUUCACCAGUCUUAUAGAUCAAAUGGAUGAAUACCUCAAGAAAAUAGGACGAGACCAGAUAUUUAAGAACACUUUUCAGGGCAUCUACUCUGAUCAGAAGAUCUGCAAGGACUGUCCUCACAGAUAUGAACGAGAGGAAGCCUUCGUAGCUCUCAAUCUAGGGGUCACUUCAUGUCAGAGCCUGGAAAUUUCUUUGGAUCAGUUUGUAAGAGGAGAAAUUCUGGAAGGAAGCAAUGCCUACUACUGUGAGAAAUGUAAAGAAAAGAGAACUACAGUGAAACGGACAUGCAUUAAAGCCCUUCCCAGUGUGCUGGUGAUCCAUCUCAUGAGAUUUGGGUUUGAUUGGGAAAGUGGACGUUCCAUUAAAUAUGAUGAACAAAUAAAGUUCCCUUGGAUGCUGAACAUGGAGCCCUAUACAGUUUCUGGAAUGGCUCGCCAGGAUUCUUCUUCAGAAGUUGGUGACAAUGGACGCAGUACAGAUCAGGGUGGUGCAGGGUCUCCAAGGAAGAAAGUAGUCCCUACAGAAAACUAUGAAUUGGUUGGUGUGAUUGUGCACAGUGGUCAAGCCCAUGCAGGACACUACUAUUCCUUUAUCAAAGACAGAAGGGGAUGUGGGAAAGGAAAGUGGUAUAAGUUUAAUGAUACAGUUGUUGAAGAAUUUGAGCUGAAUGAUGAAACCUUAGAGUAUGAAUGCUUUGGUGGAGAAUAUAGACCAAAGGUUUAUGAUCAAUCAAAUCCAUAUCCUGAUGUUCGACGUCGAUACUGGAAUGCCUACAUGCUCUUCUAUCAAAGGGUGUCUGACCAGAAUUCUCCAGUAUUGCCAAAGAAAAGUCGAGUCAGUGUUGUGCGUCAAGAAGCAGAGGAUCUCUCCUUGUCUGCUCCAUCUUCACCAGAUAUUUCACCACAAUCUUCACCACGGCCACACAGACCCAGUAGUGACCGCCUGUCCAUCUUGACCAAGCUGGUCAAAAAAGGAGAGAAAAAAGGAUUAUUUGUAGAAAAAAUGCCAGUUCGAAUCUAUCAGAUGGUGAGGGAUGAAAACCUGAAGUUUAUGAAGAACAGAGAUGUCUACAGCAGUGAUUAUUUUAGUUUUGUUUUAUCAUUGGCUUCAUUAAAUGCGACAAAACUGAAGCAUCCUCACUACCCAUCAAUGGCAAGAGUGAGUUUACAGCUAGCAGUCCAGUUCCUCUUUCAAACGUAUCUGCGAACCAAGAAAAAACUCAGGGUUGACACAGAAGAAUGGAUUGCAACCAUUGAUGCUUUGGUAUCUAAAAGCUUUGAUGCUUGCAAAUGGUUAGUUGAAUACUUAGUGGAGGCAGAAGGACGAGAGCUCAUAAAGACUUAUCUGCUGGAAUGCAGUGUAAGAGAGGUGCGAGUUGCUGUAGCCACCAUUCUUGAAAAAACACUAGACAGUGCCUUGUUUUAUCAGGAGAAGUUGAAAAGUCUUCAUCAGUUAGUGGAGGUGCUGCUUGGGUUAUUGGACAAAGAUGUCCCUGAAAACUGCAAAAACUGUGCCCAGUACUUCUUCUUGUUCAGCAAUUUUGUACAAAAGCAGGGUAUAAAAGCUUGUGAUCUUCUUCUCAGGCAUUCUGCCUUGAGUCAUAUGAUCAACUUUCUUCUAGGUCCAAAUCGGCAGAAUAACCAGAAUCGCAGGUGGAGUUCAGCACAAGCACGGGAGUUUGGAUUUCUCCAUAAUACUGUUGCACUGCUUGUCCUGCUCUCAGAUGUUUCCUCACAAAGAAAUGUAGCUCCUGGUCUAUUUGUUCUGCGUUCACCCCUUAGCAUUACCAACUCAGGGGCGCUUCUUAGUCUCCAUGAAGAAGUAGAAGCUUUGAUGUUCCUGUCUGAAGGGAAGCCUUACUUAAUGGAGGUGAUGCAUGCCUUGAGAGAGCUAACUGGAUCAUUGUUUGUCCUCAUUGAGAUGGUGGUGUAUUGCUGCUUUUGUAAUGAGCACUUUUCCUUUACUAUACUGCAUUUGAUCAAGAAUCAGCUGGAGACAGCGCCACCUCAUGAACUGAAGAACAUCUUCCAGCUUCUUCAUGAAAUAUUGAUUAUUGAAGAUCCUUUGCAGAUAGAGCGGAUCAAAUUUGCAUUUGAGACUGAAAAUGGAUUGCUAGCUCUCAUGCACCAUAGUAACCACGUGGACAGCAGUCGCUGCUACCAGUGUGUCAAAUUCCUAGUCACUCUUGCUCAGAAGUGCUCUUCUGCUAAGGAUUAUUUCAAGGAGAAUUCACAUCAUUGGAGUUGGGCUGUGCAGUGGCUUCAAAUAAAGAUGUCUGAACAUUAUUGGGCUCCACAGAGUAAUGUAUCUAAUGAAACCUCAACUGCCAAAACUUUUCAGCGCACUAUUUCUGCACAGGAUACACUGGCAUAUGCCACUGCGUUGCUAAAUGAGAAAGACCAGUCUGGAAGCAGUAAUGGAUCUGAGAGCAGUCCAGCCAAUGAGAAUGGGGGCAGACAUCUACAACAGGGUUCCGUGUCUCCCAUGAUGAUUGGUGAACCUAAAAGUGACCUUGAUGAUGUGGACCCUUAGUGAUGAAGUGUAUGCUGAAGAAUAAAAGUUCAACUAAAGUAUUGGAUACCUGGCACUUUGAAAUUGCUAGAAUCCCACUGCUUUCAGCUUUAGAAGAAUCUGAAGUGAAAGCUUUCUAAGAAUUCAGUGGCCAUGCUACUUCCUAAGAGCUAUUCUUCAACUGAGAAGUUUAAGCACCAGGCUAUGGGAUGCUCCCACCAUCUUCAGCAGUUCUUUUGGGAUGCUAGUCAAGGCAUGAGUAAAUCAAAAUCUGUCAAAGAUUUAGGAAGAUAUAUAAAGUGGUUGAAAUUUUAUUAUGUGAAUCUUUAAUGAGUGAAUGUAAAACUAUUGCUUUUCUGUGAUGCUGCAAAAAAACCUUGGUUUUUAUAAAGAAAAAAAAUCAGACUGCCUUUAGGUAUGAAGGGCAAAUUUUUAAAUCUUUCUGAAAAUGUUGGAUAGGAAUAUACAAAAUUAUGUAAAAAUAUGAUAACUUACACUUGGCACUGUAAAAUAUGAAGAAUCAGUUUACACAAGGACCUUUAUAUUUAAUAUGUCUCUGAGGUAAUUUGUAUAGCGCUUUACAGCAAGGGUUUGUUAAGAGCCCUGUUCUGUAAGGAUGGUUAUUCCUUAUGGAAUGGUAUUGGUACAAGGAAGCCUGGAAUUGGUAAUUCUUUUCCUAAUGUCAUACUUAAAUGGGUAAGAACAGUAAGAGCUUUUGUUUAUUCCAAGAAUACACAUGUAUUGUGGCAUCAAUUUAUUUUGUUUUUUUAAUGUUGGUAAGUUUAUCAAAAAGCACUUUAAGACAGAAUUUUAUUGCCGUUUGCCUCCUUAAAUGAUCAUUCUAAUACUUGGAGACAUAUUGAAUAAAUUGUAGUCUUAAUGAUGUGAUCUGCAAUCAUUUGCUUAUGCUUACAAAUUGAGAGUUGGAAUUGGCUGAAUGAUUCCUUAAGCAGGGAUGCAAAUUUUUAAACAAAUUUAACACAGGCAAAAGAUUGUAGGCUUCAUUUUGCUUGGCCAGGCAGCAUUUAAAGUCCAACAGGUUUGUUUGUUCCUUAAUAACUGGAAGUCAGUUGAAAAUAUAAUUUUAUCUUCCCAUGUGAAAUGCAGUUAAGUGAUCUCUUUAGCAGCUCUAGAUAUUAAGUUUUUUUCUGUGCCAAUGUUGAGUUUCAUCUUCACUUUUCACAUUUUUCUUCACUGCUUUUGCCUUUGUUCAGGGAUUUUUGCCUUAAGUUAAACAAAAUGCACCAUGUACAUGAACUGAGGGGAAAUGGUUAGAGUGCCUGGGUUACCUCUAUUGUGAAAAGAUUUGCCAAGUCAAAGGCACAAAUCGCCAAAAAGUGCCUUUUUUUUUUCUUUUGACUUCUAUAUAGGGUUGCAAAAUCUGAUCAGGCAUAUAGCUUUCUUUACACUUGUACACUGGUUGUGAAUAUAUUAGAUUAUUUCACUGUUGGGAGGAGCUAGCUAUACAUCUUCCAAUUCAAAUUGCCACAAGCAUGAGUCAACAAAAAGUGCUUUUUCAACACUGCGUGCACAGAAAAAAUAUCAACAUUUUCACUGAAAUGUGGCAGAAUUUGGGUAUUUUAUUAAAAGCUUGAUUUUUUUUUAAAUGUGAAGUUUUAAAAUCUGGAACACAAUUUGCUGUCCCACCCUUUCCUUAUUGCAUCACCUUAUUCUUCUUAGUCGAAAGGAACUGGAGUUUCCAUCAUUUCCUAUGGAAAAAGUGGACUCUUACCACAGGUCAAACCAGAACAUAGCUUGCAAAAUCCCCAGACAGUCUGCUUUGCCAUCAGACAUUCUAAAACUAUUGCAGGCUGUUUCCUGGUCUUUUUUGCUUGAACAAAGUUGAUGGUUUUGGUUUUCAAGUAUGAUACCUAGUCAGUUAUUUCAUUUCCAGCUGCUAUCACCUGAAACUGCUGAAGAGUAUUUUUUUUUAAGAGAAAAUUCUAAUGCAACAAAUCUAGUUUGCUGUGUAAAUUGUGACAUGUUUCUAUGUUGUGUUCACUUUUACUGCCAGUUUUUUGGAUGAAAAAUGGAUUUUAUACAUAUUAACAGAAUGUUCUGUCGAGGUGGGCAAUCACAGUUCGACUGGAUUCUGUGUAUGGUUUUGUGCAAAUGUCCAAAAGGCACUUGGAACUGGGAAAAGAAGGUGUCAUGGGAGAACAAUCCUGGUCAGUGGAAUAAAGUUUAUUCCUCACAAAAA
Sceloporus undulatus (fence lizard) is the source of this 10165-nucleotide messenger RNA. RefSeq names its product ubiquitin specific peptidase 24 (gene USP24). Gene Ontology annotation, molecular function: protein binding; cysteine-type deubiquitinase activity; cysteine-type endopeptidase activity. Gene Ontology annotation, biological process: protein deubiquitination. The coding region runs from base 106 to 7986 and encodes 2626 amino acids. The transcript has 67 exons. Gene Ontology annotation, cellular component: cytosol; nucleus. The record is from RefSeq and is a predicted model, not a curated record. Lineage: Eukaryota; Metazoa; Chordata; Lepidosauria; Squamata; Phrynosomatidae.